GUUCCUCGCUGUGCCGGCCAGGAGAGGAAUAAGCGAGCAAGAAGAGAAGAUUUGGUGAACCAAGGAGAGACAGACAGGAGGGAGAGAGACCAUGGAUUCUCUCUCGGUCUUGCUGAAGUCCUGGGUCGUACUGCAAACACUCUGCCUGGUUCUGGCCCAAGUGAGAGGUCCACCUGGACCUCAGGGCCAGGCGGGCCCACCAGGCCCUUCUGGUACUCCCGGGUCAGACGGCAUUGAUGGAGACAAAGGACCUCUUGGCCCCGCUGGUCCACCAGGGCAAAAGGGAGAGCCAGGACAGCCAGGUCGUGAUGGAGCACCCGGAGACAACGGCAUUGAUGGUUUGAUUGGUGCAAAAGGUGACCGAGGUCCAAUGGGAAGCCCUGGCCCGAAGGGUCAGGCUGGUUUAAGCGGUGAGCCUGGCCGCCCUGGAACUGGCCUACCAGGGCUUGCUGGAGCUCCAGGACCAAUUGGUCUUCCUGGUAAUAUUGGACCAAUCGGACCAAAGGGUUUAAUGGGACCACCGGGACCUCCGGGGCUCCCUGGGCCACCAGGCAAGCCGGGUCCUCCAGGAAAGUUCAUUGGCGGAGAGGAGGGAAGUGCAGAUUUCCAGUGUCCUCUUAACUGUCCAGCAGGACCCAAGGGCCCACAGGGAAUUCAAGGUGUCAAAGGCCACAAAGGACGCCCCGGUGCUCUUGGAGAUUCCGGCAGUAUUGGAAAACUGGGAAUCAAGGGAGAAGUGGGACUCUCUGGAGAACAAGGCAUCCCCGGACCUCCUGGUCCAAUGGGCGUGAGGGGUUAUCCAGGAAUGAUGGGCCCCAAAGGAGAGGCGGGACCACGUGGUUACAAGGGUAUCAACGGACCUGUAGGGAUUCCCGGACCUCCAGGUGAGGAGGGACCUCAGGGUCCACCUGGAGAGGCAGGGGACAAAGGAGAUAAAGGCAGCCGCGGUAUACAAGGCCCGCAGGGUGCAGUUGGCAAAAAGGGAGAAAAUGGCCUGCCUGGAAUUGAUGGAAAGGAUGGCACACCUGGUAUUCCUGGAAUCAAAGGUGGGCCCGGCCAGGCUGGGAUGCCAGGUCCCCCCGGUCCUCACGGAACAGCGGGAUUGCCUGGUAGUCCUGGGGCCAAAGGUGGACCUGGAGCUAAAGGCGAGCCUGGACAGAGGGGUCAUGUUGGCAUGAGCGGUGCCCCUGGACCUUUGGGUGAGCCUGGUGUUCCUGGUGAGGCUGGUAUGGAAGGAGUUCCUGGUCCCAAGGGAGACAGAGGUCAGCGUGGUCCAGUAGGCCCACAAGGAAUAGUUGGGAAGCCUGGAAACAAAGGCGAGAGGGGGCCAAUGGGUGUUCCAGGUGCUCAAGGUCUAAGUGGAACCAAAGGAGACAAGGGUUUCCAAGGAAAAGCUGGGCCCAAAGGAGACAUUGGUGACCCUGGUGUUGAGGGAUUGGCUGGUGAGAAAGGUGAAAAGGGUUUGUCUGGAGAACCUGGGCCUAAAGGACAGCAAGGUGUGAGGGGAGACACUGGACACAACGGUCCAACUGGAGACUCUGGUAAGCCAGGUGAUCAAGGACCCCCUGGACUGCCUGGUCCUAGGGGAUUGAAUGGCAUGAGAGGAGUGCCUGGCAUGGCGGGUAUUCAGGGUCCAUCAGGACGUGAUGCAUCUGACCAGCAUAUUAUUGAAGUGGUGCUGAAGAUGUUGCAAGAGAGGCUGGCAGCAGUGGCGGUGAGCGCCAAGAGGGCUGUGCUUGGUGGAGCUGGUGUAAUGGGACCCCCAGGCCCUCCUGGACCUCCAGGGGCACCGGGUCCACAGGGACCACAUGGUUUGCCUGGUUCUCGGGGCAUUCCUGGCAUGAUCGGGGCUCACGGACAGAUUGGAAAUACAGGGCUUAAAGGAAAGAGAGGUGCAAAGGGUGAGAGAGGAGAUCUGGGUAAACCCCACCAAGGACCACCAGGCCUCCCGGGAAUUCAAGGUCCUCCAGGUGUUGACGGCGUGGCUCGAGAUGGCAGACCGGGCGAGAGAGGCCCCCAGGGAGCGGCUGGUGAGCCCGGUCGUCCCGGUAAAGCAGGUCCACAAGGCCUCCCGGGCUUCUGCGAGGCUGCCAUGUGCCUGGCCGCGUCGGCGUACACCUCUCCAAGACUACAGGAAGCGGGGACCAUCAAAGGACCGAACUUUUAGGAGUUCUGUCUCCACCACAGUUCAUGACAAUGGGGAGGAAGAGAAGGAAAGAGACCACUCUUCUCGCUUGAACAUCAUGAGCAAGGGGCAAGGGGGGGAGAGAGUAUAUUGACUGGAUGUACAACACCCCCCCUCUUCCCCACCUGAAGUUUUGACUGACGGGGUGUUCUCUCUUCUUACAUCACCAUGACAACAGCAGGUCACAGCCACCCAAGUGCUUCUGAAUCCUCCAUUGUCUUGGAUGAUGUGCCACAAUAUGUGCUAAGAGGACCUGACGGCAAAGUAAAAGGUGCCAUACAUUUGCGCUGCAGUUUAAUUUGCCAUGUUUUGUUAAAAAAUGAGUCAGUUAAAACCCGCAAUGCAACAUCCAAAUGCCGUUAAAAACUGUGCAAAGGACCAAUAAAUAAUUAACGCGUCGUAUUGCCAAUUCUAAGCUUGAGCAAAGACCCUCAUUCAUGCCCCCUUCUCCAUUACCCGCUUUCUGCCCAAGUCUCAUUUUAGAAAGUAACGACUACUUUAUCUCUUCCUCUUGUUGCUCGGCAACGGCAUAUCCCAAUGAGCACUCCCAUCUCCCACAAUGCAGUGCUGUAAAUCUUUGUAAAUGUGUGUUGAUUAUUAUGUAGUGAAAAAGCAAUGGGUUACGAUAUACACCAACAAAGAAUCCUGGGUGAAUGAUUCCAGAGAUUAAUAAAAGUUCCUCCAGAGAUCAUUUCUUAUUUCUGUUAGUGUGCUUCCUCAUGUGCCACUUGUCAACCUUCCACAAGGUGUCAGCAGUUUAAUGACUGAUUUUUAUUCAUCAACAGACGUUAUUUAUUGUCCUUAAAAUAUAAUCAAAUGUAAAAGCCUUUUUUUUCUUUUCUGGCUGUUCAAGUCAACCCAAACCAAUAAAAAGGAACCUUUU
This is a messenger RNA of Dunckerocampus dactyliophorus (ringed pipefish), 3068 nucleotides long. RefSeq names its product procollagen, type IX, alpha 2 (gene col9a2). The record is from RefSeq and is a predicted model, not a curated record. Bases 92 to 2167 code for a protein of 691 amino acids. The transcript has 32 exons. NCBI's taxonomy places the organism in Eukaryota, Metazoa, Chordata, Actinopteri, Syngnathiformes, Syngnathidae.